AUUUUAGAACGCAGCCUCGUUAGGGAUAAAAAUUGGUGUAUUUUGGUACACGGCAAGAUUUUCGCGGUAAUCGCGUGAAAUGUCACUCAUAUGAAAUAGGGGUUAAUACUUUGUCGAUGUCACAAAAAGUUUUAAAGAAUAUAACUGUUGAAUUAGAAAAGUUACACGUUUAUUGAUACUUAUUUCAUCGUCAUCGUAUCACACAUUGUAUUUUAUUUAAUUAUCAUGAAGUGUACUAUUCCGGAGAUUUCAUGGCAUAAUCGUGAUCCUGUUUUGAGUAUUGAUGUACAACCGGGAACAAUAAAUUCAGAAAAAAAUGAGAUUUCUUGGCGUGUUGCUACCGGAGGAGCUGAUUCCCACAUUUUGAUUUGGCAUGUCAAAAUUAAUGAAGUUGGUGCAGCAGUUGUAACAUUUAUAGCAGACCUAGAUAGACAUCAAAGAGCUGUGAAUGUUGUUAGAUUUUCACCAUCAGGUGAAAUUUUGGCAUCUGGUGAUGAUGAAUCAGCUAUUAUACUAUGGAAACAAAAGAUAGGUUUUGAGCCACCUCCUCUUGACAGUGAAGAGAAUCAGAAUAAGGAACAUUGGAAGUCGUGGAAGGUCUUAAGAGGACAUCUUCAAGAUAUCUAUGAUAUCAGUUGGUCCCCAGAUUCAACUUCACUCAUCUCAGGCUCUGUAGAUAAUACAGCUAUUUUAUGGGAUAUUCAGAAGGGAAAAAAUAUUGGUAUAAUUUCGGAGCAUAAAGGAUUUGUUCAGGGUGUAGCUUGGGAUCCUGGUAAUCAGUACGUCUGUACCCUGAGCACAGAUAGAAUAUGUCGGCUGAUUGACAUUAAUACGAAGAAAACAGUGCAACGUGUAAGCAAAGCUAAAAUCCCAACACCACCUGGACAUCACCUUGAGGGACAGACAGUUCGUUUAUUUCAUGAUGAUACAUUUAAAUCCUUCUUCAGGAGAUUGACAUUCUCCUUAGACGGUGCAUUGAUCCUAGCACCUUCUGGUAUUAUCGAACCUCAAGAUUCUUCGGAGAAAUUUGCAAACACAACGAUAAUCUUUUCUAGACAUAAUCUCAGAGAACCUAUUGCUGUUUUACCGUCACUUGAUGAAAGUACAAUAGCCAUUCGUUGCUGUCCUAUCUAUUUUGAAUUAAGAGACAAUGGUCCAGCAUCUAUGAUGGCCUUACCCUAUAGAAUGGUUUUUGCUGUAGCCACACAGAAAUCUGUAUUAAUAUAUGACACACAACAGACGUCACCAAUUGCCGUUGUAUCUAAUAUUCACUAUACACGUUUGACCGACGUCUCUUGGUCUUCCGAUGGUCAAAUUUUAGUAAUAUCCUCCACAGAUGGUUAUUGUUCCAUAGUACAUUUCCGAAACGAUGAACUAGGUAAAGCUUAUCAAAUGGAUAAAUCCAUUAGCGCGAACAAUUAUCUAAACAAUAGCAAGAAAAUAUCACAGAAAGUCAGUAUCAAAGACGAUAUUGUAAGUGACAAUCAGCCAUUUUUGGAUUCAGAUAAUAACGCAAUGGACAUUGACAUAAAAAAAACUAAUAUUGAAAGUGAUGAUGACGGCGAUGUGAUGGCAGUAGAUACUGCUUUAACAAAGAAGACACAAAAUGAAGUUGCUAAGGAUAAAACAACAGCAGAAACUGGUAAGAGAAAUGAAAUCGAGGAAAUCAUUGAGGAAACUGAGGAUAUACAUUUAGUGUACAAAGAAGAGAGUACGGUGAAUGAUAUAACAAAUAAUGCACCUGCAAUAGAAGUUACUAAAACUGUCGCAAUAAAUAGUGAAAAGGUGAUUGAGAAAAAUUCAAAGGAUUCUAAGUGCACUAAGCACACUCCACCGAAACCAGAAAUAACUUCCAUGACUUUGAAUAGAACUCCACGACGAGUACAACUCAUUACCCUUUCAAGUCCUAAACGGACAAAGAAGGAAUAGAUACAUUUUAUCCUAAUCAUACACGAAAGGAAUAGGUUGUACACAAUAUGUUAAGAGAUUUUAUUUUUAAUGGCGAACCUCAUUCAUGUACGUAAAUGUAAAAAGGGCGGAUAAAAAAAUAAGAAAAUAUCACA
Molecule: messenger RNA, 2063 nt
Organism: Cephus cinctus (wheat stem sawfly)
Lineage: Eukaryota; Metazoa; Arthropoda; Insecta; Hymenoptera; Cephidae
Gene: Caf1-105
Product: chromatin assembly factor 1 subunit B
Exons: 6
Coding region: 226-1929 (567 amino acids)
Biological process (GO): nucleosome assembly; DNA replication-dependent chromatin assembly
Cellular component (GO): CAF-1 complex; nucleus
Molecular function (GO): protein binding
Source: RefSeq, a predicted model, not a curated record